Molecule: messenger RNA, 677 nt
Organism: Bactrocera neohumeralis
Lineage: Eukaryota; Metazoa; Arthropoda; Insecta; Diptera; Tephritidae
Gene: Obp99d
Exons: 2
Coding region: 102-557 (151 amino acids)
Biological process (GO): sensory perception of smell
Molecular function (GO): odorant binding
Source: RefSeq, a predicted model, not a curated record
AAUGCGUGGAAAAUAAAACGGUACAGCGAAUAUAAAGUAAACGCGCGUAAAAUUUUUUUUUUAAGUUUUUAAAGGAAAUUAUAUACAUAAAUUGCCAAAAUAUGUUAAUACCGAGAUUUCUAAUAAUACCGCUAACAAUUGUGUUUUGUGUUCAAAUCAGUCUGCUCACGCCCGUAAAAGCAGUACCGAUUUCCGAACACGAGGAAGCUUCUCGAAGACUUUACAAAGCGCACGGAUUUUGUGUUGAAAACAGCUCUACGCCCACGUCAAUGGACAAGGAGUACCAGAGUGCCGAACGAAAAGCCGCCGCCUACAUACGCUGCAUAGCUAGUAACAUGGGUUUAUGGACCGAUGGCAGUGGCUACCAAGCCAAGCGCGUAGCGAAAUUCUUCAUUAAAGAGCACAAUGGGAACGAAGUGAUGACCGUAGUGGACUACUGUAAUCAAAAACAUCAGCAAACAGAUUUGGAUUUAUGGGCUUACGAGGCGUAUCGUUGUGCGACAGCAGGACAAAUGGGCAUUUGGCUGCGAGAGUACGUAGUGAGUGCGAAAUUAUGAGAGAAACCAAAUUUAUGUUCGUAUAUGGUAUACAUAUGUACAUAUAUAUUUGCUGAUAUUACAUGUUUACAUACAUACUUUCAUGUAUUAUAGAUUUUCUUACGAUUAAAAUCAUAUUUA